Molecule: messenger RNA, 1763 nt
Organism: Penicilliopsis zonata CBS 506.65
Lineage: Eukaryota; Fungi; Ascomycota; Eurotiomycetes; Eurotiales; Aspergillaceae
Exons: 3
Coding region: 464-1705 (413 amino acids)
Biological process (GO): glucan catabolic process
Molecular function (GO): hydrolase activity, hydrolyzing O-glycosyl compounds
Source: RefSeq, a predicted model, not a curated record
ACAAAGCCUGUGCACACGGGACAGGCUGUCUCGCUGAUGUCGAGGAUUUCAUGAAUCCCGCCUCUUGCCUGCCAUGCCAUCUAUUUAUACAAUGCCAAGUCGAUUAAGGUACUGGGGCAGAUUAGCCUUGUUUUCUCAACGAUCCUUGUGCUCCAACCAGCAAAGUUCACCGACAUAUCGAACGAUCGACUCGGGGAAACUUGUUUCAGAUGAUAUAUUCACAAAACAAGGUGUUCCAGGCCAGGUAUCUGUCAUUUAUCUCUAUGAUAGCACCCCGUCCUAAUGCCUGACCCACUGAGGGACGCUGACUUGGCAUGACGUGGAGGCAGACGUAUGCCAGUCAGCCCCCUCCCUCUGGUAUCAGGUGUAUAUGAAAAGAAAAAGAAAAGAAAAAUAAAGAGAGAAGGGGGAACCGCAGAAGAGAGAGGCCGAUGCCUCUUCCCAAACUCAUCACACCGCCGCCAUGGCACGUUUAGAGUACUUUUCCGCGACCAGCGACGAGUACAGUCGCUUCGGGGGCGCGGCCUCGAAAAUGCCCAAGUUCGAGCUCGGUCAAUAUCCCAAUCGCUAUGCCGAGCAGUCUACUCGCUUUCCCGAGCAGUCCAACCGCUAUCCCGCGCAACAGCAGCAGGCGCCGUACGGCACGUCAGACACGCCACGAGAGCUGAGCGGGCGGUGGCCGUGGUACGACCCUCGCGGCUGGUCGCUACGGACGAAACUGCUAAUUGCCGCGGGGAUCGUGGUGGUAAUCGUGGGUAUCAUCGUCGGUGUCGUCGAGGGGACUAAAGCAUCGGCGUAUCCGGACUAUUCGGCAUUGAACUACACGCUAGUCGACACAUAUUCAGGGACGGAGUUUUUCGAAAGCUUCGACUACUACACCGCGUCGGACCCUACCGACGGGUUUGUACAAUAUGUCGACGCUUCCACCGCAGACAUGAUGAACCUGACAUACGCGUCCAACUCGUCGGCCGUGCUGCGCGUCGACACCAGCACAGAGAACCAGACGAGCGGACGCAUGUCUGUCCGCCUGACGUCCAAGAACACGUACAACGACGGCCUUUUCAUCUUCGACGUCGUCCACACGCCGUACGGGUGCGCGACAUGGCCAGCGCUGUGGCUGACGGACCCGUCCAACUGGCCUGAGCAUGGAGAGAUCGACGUGAUGGAGUCAAAUAACAAGGGCACAGAGGGAAAUGCGAUGACCCUCCACACGACGAGCGGGUGCAAGAUGAGCGGCAAGCGCAAGGAGACCGGCACCGCCCUCGAGCAGAAUUGUCUGUGGUCCGCCAACGACGAGUCGGGGUGCAGCGUCGAGGGCGCCACGGCGACGUACGGCGAAGCAUUCAACGACAACGGCGGAGGAGUAUACGCCAUGGAACUCCGAGACGCAGGAAUCCGCGUGUGGAUGUUCAGCCGCGAUGAGAUCCCCUCCGACAUCUCCAACGGGAGCAGUCCAGACCCCUCGACCUGGGGCGAGGCGCUGGCCGAUUUCCCCAGUACGCACUGCGACAUCUCGUCGCACUUCACAAACCAGAGCAUCAUCGCCAACAUCGACGUCUGCGGCGACCUGGCCGGUGCAACAGCCUACUAUACCGAUCUGUACAACUGUCCAGGCAGGUGUACCGAGUGGGCAGCAGAGAACGGAGCCAAUUUCACGAAUGCAUAUUGGGAGUUUAAUAGUUUCAAGGUUUAUCAGAGUAGUUAAUAGAAGUAUAUAAUUGUCCUACUCAGUCACACGUCCACCACUACCUAGCCAUUAGACG